Messenger RNA from Bathycoccus prasinos, 3060 nucleotides. RefSeq lists its product with no specific name. Gene Ontology annotation, molecular function: ATP binding. Gene Ontology annotation, biological process: molybdopterin cofactor biosynthetic process. Lineage: Eukaryota; Viridiplantae; Chlorophyta; Mamiellophyceae; Mamiellales; Bathycoccaceae. The transcript has a single exon. The record is from RefSeq and is a predicted model, not a curated record. The coding region runs from base 1 to 3060 and encodes 1019 amino acids.
AUGGUUUCCAUGCGAGAAGCGAUCGAGAGAGUGGUGAGAACGAGCGAAGAGAUUUUUUCUGAUAUCAGGAGAUUGGAAUUGGAUGAUGAUGAUGAAAAUGAUGAUGAUGAUGAUGAUGAGAAUGAUGAUGAUGCUUUAACAACGACGACGACCAAACGAAAACGACGAACGCAUUUUAAAGUGCCGAUUGAGAAAAGCGUCGGAAGAGUGAGCGAGAGAGACGUUCGCGCGAAGAGAGCGCACCCGGUGAAAGACGUGUCCAUAAUGGAUGGAUUUUGUUUCAACAUUACGAACGAGAACAACAACACAGAAAAGAAGUUCCGGGUGAAUAAAAUGUUAACGAAUCGAGCGCAAUAUGCAGAGAACGCAUACAAUGAAGACGCGGUGUUAUUGCACGAGGAGUGCGCGUACGUCACCACGGGCGCGGUGUUGCCAAAAGGGGCGAACUGUGUCGUUCCGGAGGAAAAUGUAACGAAAGUGACGAUGAACGACGACGAUUCGUUCGUCACGAACGUGCAAGAGAAAGAUUAUAAAGUACACAAAUGGAUACGAAAAGCGCAAUCAGACGUAGGAAUAGGAGAUCUUUUACUAAAAAAAGGUGAAAGAAUAGAAUGGUACGACGUGGGUAUCUUAGCCGCGGGUGGUAUACGCGAGAUUGAGGUUUCGAGGAUGCCGAGCGUAGCGUUGGCGUGUACCGGAGACGAAAUUGUUGAAGUUUCGAAAGACACUAUUCCAGAUUCGAACGCUUCCGCAUCGUACGACGUGAAUGGACCCGCGCUGAGGAGUGCGUUGCGAUCGAGUGGGGCGGAAAUUGUGAACAUAUUCGACGACGACGAUGGUGGUAGUGGCGGUGGUGAUGAUGAUGAUGUAAAGACUAGGAUAAUACGAGACGAGGAAGGUGCGGUCGUGGAUACGAUUCGCCGCGCGUUGGCGUCAGAUUGCGACGUUUUAAUUACUACCGGUGGCGCGUCUAAAGGUGAUCGAGACUAUAUUUACGACGCAAUGAUGCGUAAGAUGUGCGAAGGCGAUGCAAGCGCAGUCGCGUGCCAUUUUCAAAGCUUAUCCAUGAAACCUGGGAAGCCUACGAAAUUUUUUACACUUUCGAGACGAAAGAUAUUAGGAGUAAACAAACCUGAUUUAUUGUGCUUGUCGUUGCCGGGAAAUCCAGUUUCGUGUUGCGUGACGUUUGAGCUAUUAGUGAAACCUAUGUUGCGCGUGCUUCAAGGACAAAACGUCGUUUAUCCGCCAAGAAGUGUUGCAAUAUUAGGGGAUGAUAUUCAACUCGAUGACGAGCGAGAAGAAUUCCAUCGCGUUUCUUUGGGUUGGAAAGCGAAGAAGAGUUCUGAUGGCGAACACCCUUUGCUCCCAAUAGCUUACUCUACUGGUAAACAAAUAAGCUCGAGGAUUUUGAGCAUGCGGGAAGCGGAUGCGUUGAUUGAGCUUCCAGUGGGAAAUGCAACGCAUACGAAAUUGCCGAAAGGAACGAUCGUUUCAAUCGUACCUAUCGCAGAUUUGAGACAACGAGGAGCCGCAUCUGUUCGAAGUAGUAUUCUGCAUUUACAGAACGAUGCAAAAAUCAAAGCGGAAAGGACGACGCAAUCCUUCUCGAAGAUGGCGGUUCGACGACCAAUCGAAGUUAUAAACGACGAGACAACUGGACUUGACGACUUGUCUUUUUGGAGAAAAGUUGUCGCGAGAAACGCUUCUGGAGUGGUCGCAGUUGUGGGACCAAGAGCACGCGAAGCGAUGCCAGAUGAGUACAAGCAACUUCUUCUGCACGAUGAUGUCCCCGGCGUUGAAGAAAUCGUUUUCGAAUUGACGAACUUUACGGAUGUUUCGGCGUUUCGCGUCUUUUCGGACGAGGGGCGUUUGACAUUAGUCGUUGUUGUGGACGACGCAAUCGAAGACAGUCUUAAAGAUAUCGAAAUGAUCAAAUAUGCUAUAGCUGAAUCCAUCAGAGGUGACGAAACGUUCUCUUCGAUGGGCGUUGCUAACGAGAAUGUCAGCGAAACUCUCGUUCGGAGAACAUACGCGAGAAUAGGCCUCCUCGGGAACCCCUCGGAUCAAUAUUUCGGUGAAGUUGUCGCGGUGUCGAUUAAGAAUUUCUAUGCCGAAACUGUUUUGAAACCUUUACCAACAUCUUCUGAAAUCAAAAUCGUUCCAGGUCCGUACGACGCGAACGAUUUUGAAUCGAUAUCGGCGUUAAAACAGUUCACCUCCGAGCACGGCUACGACGGAGGCGCGAAAUUGAUAAAAGCGUUGUUAGCAAACUUUGCUAAAUUUUGCGAAGAGAAGCAAAUUGCACUCAAAAACCCAUCCGUUGGUUUCAGUUUAUCGUAUUCUUCGAAUAUUCCGAAACAGACCGGGAUGAGUGGCUCGUCAGCAAUCAUCAUCAGCUGCAUGAACUGUUUAUUAGACCGAUACGACGUUCGUGACAAAAUUUCCAAAGAAGAACGAGCGUUUCUAGCAUUGCAAGUUGAAAAUGACAUUGGCAUCGCGGCUGGAUUGAUGGACAGAGUCAUCCAAGUGUACGGUGGGUGCGUGCACAUGAACUUCCGAAACGCAGAAAAAGUGAAGGAAACGGGAAUUGGCGAAUACGAGUACGUCGACGCGGAGAAAAUUCCGAAACUGUUUGUCGUUUGGAGUCAAAAUCCAUCCAAUUCGGGAAAGAUCCACCAACCGGUUCGCCAAAGAUGGCUCAGUGGCGACGCUGAAAUCAUUCAAGGCAUGCAAAAUGCCGCCGAUUGUGCUCGAGAAGGGUUACAGAUUAUUCAAAUGAGCUCUGGGAAAGAGUCGUGCGCGAUUCGUUUAGCACCCAUACUUUCGGCCAAUUUUGCUGCGAGACGAAAGAUGUUUACCGACGCCGGUUUGGGAGACGAAAACAUUCGAAUGAUUGAGCUGUGUCAAAGUGUCGGCGCGGGAGCAAAGUUCACGGGAAGUGGUGGGGCUGUUGUCGCGUGCUGUCCAGACGGCGCGGAACAAGAAGCGCGGUUGAAAGCGGUGGUAGCCGAGGCUGGAUUCAGCGUCGCGGAAGUCGAAUUCGCCCCGCGUGAGUUGUGA